AUGUCAGAUAUCGACGAUUCGGACACCGAAUUCGAUGAUUUGCGGCUAGUUAGCUCCACCCCAUACAUCCCGGAUCUCGAAUUUCAAGAAGAUGAAAGAACUUUCGAGGCGAGAUUCACCGGAUCGUUCCUAGAAGCAAAUUUGUUUGGAGCAUCGAAAAAUGGAGGAUUCGGCGACCGUAACUCUUCGGAUGACGACGAGUCGAAAGAAAACGAGGAGAGAUUCGUUGGAUUAGAUUGGGACGCGAGUCGAAUUUUCAAAAACCUCGCCUGUCCGGAGAGCAAAAAUGAGAACAAUGUGUGCGUUCUUCGUCUUCACGACAUUCUCACGAAAUCCGAAAUGGGAAUUCAGUUGAUCACUCGACAAAUGAUGAAUGGCGGCCUCCGCAUCAACAGCUAUACCAGCGAGAAUCGUCGUGAUAUGGGAUUCGAAGAUUCUAGAAACGUCGAGAACCUGCACCGCAUGAUUCGAUCAAUUCGUGCCAAUAUGAAGAUCUUGCUGUUGGAAACUGAGGAUCUGGAGGAGUUGAUCUGUCCGAAAGUUCAUAGGAAGGAUGAUGGAUGUUCAAAAAAUUUGAAAUUCUGGAUUCCAGCUGUUGUAACUAUCCCUAUUGCAUGCUAUGUUUAUUCUCGAUAUAUUUGA
Messenger RNA from Caenorhabditis briggsae, 642 nucleotides. NCBI's taxonomy places the organism in Eukaryota, Metazoa, Nematoda, Chromadorea, Rhabditida, Rhabditidae. The coding region runs from base 1 to 642 and encodes 213 amino acids. The record is from RefSeq and is a predicted model, not a curated record. The transcript has 3 exons.